CGACGCCCUGUUCGUUAUUCUAUGGCGGAAAUUCAAAUCAUUUGCUGAUUUUGUGGCCUUGCAACUCAAAACAUUUUUGCCUUGCUGAUCCCGGUCGUACGUACCUGAAGCUUCUGGUUCUUGCAUCUCGCGUCACUCUCCUUGUCGUUCUUUUGCGAAGCAACUCUCCCACCAUGUCAGCCAAGAACUGGUCCCUCAAGGAUUUUGAGAUAGGUCGGCCGCUCGGGAAGGGCAAGUUUGGCAAUGUGUACCUCGCACGUGAAAAGACUACAAAGUUUAUUGUGGCACUUAAGGUCAUGUUCAAGUCUCAGCUCCAGAAGAACGGCGUGGAGCAUCAACUCCGAAGAGAAAUCGAGAUCCAGUCCCAUCUCAGGCAUCCCAACAUCUUGUGCCUCUAUAACUGGUUCCACGAUGAGACGAGGGUCUACCUGAUCCUGGAGUACGCACCCCAGGGCGAGCUCUACCGCCAGCUCACGUCGGCCAAAAGGUUCAGUGACAAGAGGGCUGCCACGUACAUCUACCAGCUUUGCAAUGCGCUCAAGGUUUGCCAUAGCCAGAAGGUCAUCCACCGAGACAUCAAGCCAGAAAACCUUCUCGUUGGCUUCAACGGCGAGAUCAAGAUUGCAGACUUCGGCUGGUCCGUGCAUGCGCCAUCGUCCAGGCGGGCCACUAUGUGUGGCACACUGGACUAUCUGCCGCCGGAGAUGAUUGAGGGUGCCAUUUACGACGAGAAAGUGGACCACUGGGCUCUCGGCAUCCUCAUCUACGAGUUCUUGGUGGGAAAGCCACCCUUUGAGUCGCCCACAACGCAGGAUACCUACCGGCGCAUCCGCGAAGCCAAGGUGGUGUACCCUCCAUUUGUGAGCGCCGACGCACGGGACCUCAUUGGCAAGCUUGUGAGGAGACGACCUGCUGAGCGCAUUUCCCUGGAUGAAGUCAAGGCCCACCCUUGGGUUGUGAACAAUGCGGACACUACCAUCCAAUGCCGCACCUUGUAAUAAAGCGAGUGCGAGCUGUUACGGCUGAUGUAUAUAGCAUGUACAGUCACAUUGUGUGCAUUGUCUGGGACUUGUGGAUGAUGUGUUCGCAGGUGAGCUCUUCUACAGCUUCUAGUGUGCAAUGUCAUCAAACUGUCAGUGCGGCAACUUGUGCCUCACCUAUGUAGCUAACCUUGAAGCUCAGAGCACCGUAAAAUUUUUCCGUACGAGAUGCACCACUCCUUAUAGUAUGCACGCCAUUUCAGCCUCUCUAUCAUUUUGGCCUACACUGACCUUGUAUGAUGAAUACAAGCAUUAUGUAAACCGUCUUUUAAACUGUGGUACAAUAUGUAAUAAACAUGUUCUUUUAGUUAGUACAA
Molecule: messenger RNA, 1357 nt
Organism: Dermacentor silvarum
Lineage: Eukaryota; Metazoa; Arthropoda; Arachnida; Ixodida; Ixodidae
Product: aurora kinase A-B
Exons: 7
Coding region: 174-998 (274 amino acids)
Biological process (GO): regulation of cytokinesis; protein phosphorylation; mitotic spindle organization
Cellular component (GO): spindle pole centrosome; spindle microtubule; spindle midzone
Molecular function (GO): protein kinase activity; ATP binding
Source: RefSeq, a predicted model, not a curated record